Molecule: messenger RNA, 9495 nt
Organism: Dreissena polymorpha
Lineage: Eukaryota; Metazoa; Mollusca; Bivalvia; Myida; Dreissenidae
Product: PH domain leucine-rich repeat-containing protein phosphatase 2-like
Exons: 17
Coding region: 437-5947 (1836 amino acids)
Molecular function (GO): protein binding
Source: RefSeq, a predicted model, not a curated record
AAUGCCUAAUAACUUAGCGAAAUUUGUAUUAAAGAGAUGUGUACAUUUUAUUGGUUGGAUACUUGUGUAAUUUUCGGAGUUUAAAUUCAAUGACAACCAAGGAUAAGUGAAGCAGCCAUUUGUAAAUGAGUAUUUUAUGGGAAAAUAAAAUAUAAUUGGUUACUGAUUGUGAUCAAAUUGUCAGACAUUUUAUUCAACAUUAUGUGACAUUAGAUGCAAUUUUAGCCAUUAAGGUUGAAAUUAACGAUUAACAUUUAGUUAAGAAAUGAUGAUAAGUUAGAAGACAACAUACAUUUUUUUUUAAAGAGUUCAUACUUUGCAAAAUGACUUGAAGAUUUAAUUGUCAGAUAAAUUAUUGUAUGCAAGAGGAAGACAUUAGUCUGCUAAGAAUAUAAGUUUGAUCAGUGAUUUGGAUAUAAAUCUACUCGAAGACAAAAUGGUGAGCCUUCCAAAACAUUUGUGCAUAACAAGUGUAGAGUUUGAGAUGCCAGCUGGUUCCAGCAGUGAAACAGUCGGUACACAAAGCUCGUAUAGCCAAGUCAGCAACCGAAAUGGCGUUAAACGUGGCAAUGGAAACGCAAAAUAUGGCGGGACAGAAGCGUGGUGGAACGCUGGUGAUUUCUUACCACCAGAGGUCUCUAGUCCGCGGAGUGAGGGUCUGUUUGAUAAAACCAAUGACGACGACACCUGGGAUUUGUCUGACUCGAUAGUUGAUCUCUACAAGGAGGUCAAUAAAUAUGACGGUGUCUUGAAUCAGUCCCCGACAGGUCGAUCCUCCACAGCAGUUAACGUUCACGAAUGGAUUCAGGAGGAUACGAAUAACGGUUUUGUUCAUGUGUUCAAAUCAGAUACCGACACAAACCCUCGGAUGUUUCCAUGUACGUUAACAACAACUGCCCAGCGUUUGUGUAUUCAGUGUGGGAUGCCUCCGAACUCUCUUCAUGUACAAUUGAACGGGGACAUCAUACGGAGACUCGAACCUUUUGACAGUCCCCUCGUGAUUCAGAACGAGUACUUGCAGUGUAUUGGGUACAGUGACCAAAGAAAAAUUCAGGAAAUCGGGGGCAUGGAGGAUUUGCAAUAUCUAGUCAAGUUUUACGCAGGCAAACCAGUUUCAGACAGCACGUAUUCUCGUAAUCAACUCACAACUUUUGUGUAUGUGCGUAAGGGGAAGUUACUCUAUCAGUGGGUACGAAGACUUUGUGUCAUAUCUGGCACACGGCUCUUGAUUUAUCGAGAUAAAACUAAAUCGGGAAAUCCAACUGUUGUCCAGUUAGCAAAGGGUUCCAUUGAUGAGGUCAAAAACAUCAAAGGUCAUGACCAUGUACUCAAGUUGACCUCCACCCUUCAAGGUGAAAGGUCAGUGUACCUGUCAUUUACAGACGAAAAGGACUACAACAAGUGGAUACGGAAAACCAAAAAGGCUACAGCAAAGCUUCCUACAAAAGCCGAUCUCUCCAACUGUCACCUGGAGUUCCUUCCAGAGACUGUGUUUAUCAAUGACGGACUCGAGAUCCUCAACCUGCGACACAAUCGACUCAAGGCUCGACCGAUUGAGGAGGACAUCUACACCAUCGGUUGGCUCGACGAUCUGCCGAGGUUUACCAAUCUACGAAGCCUGAAUCUCGCGGACAACAGUCUGGAUUGUUUCCCCUUGGCGGUGUGUAAGAUGCGUACGCUGAUGGAACUCAAUCUGGCCAGCAACAAGAUCGAGGACGUUCCACCAACAAUAGUGGAUCUUGAAAAUCUGCAGAUUUUACAUCUACACAACAAUUUCUUGAGCGGUCUUCCGGACGAAAUGUGUCGCAUGCGCCACUUACUGGUGCUAGUGUUAGCCUUCAACCGUUUCUCAUCAAUACCCUCUGUUCUACACCAAUCAAACGAGUCAUCACUGCGGAUUGACAGUCUUAUAAUGGCGGGAAACCGCAUUGAAAAACUGACGCCCGAAGUACUCAACAAAAUCCAGCAUAUAAAAAAGAUUGACUUCCGUCUGAAUAAGUUGACGUUGCCACCAAGUGAAAUGGCGAAGUUCCAUCUUUUAGAGUUAGUUACGCACCUGGAUGUGAGAGAUAAUUCGAUCACGGAUUUGGAUGUUCGUUCACUUCGGAACUUGGAGUAUCUCAACUGUGAACGAAAUAAAAUACAAAGUUUGCAGAUGAGUGGAAGUGCAAUUAAGACUGUGUUGGCCAUGAAAAACGAAUUGACAUCCUUUACUGUCAGUCCAAAACCUGAAUGGCUGGGAAGCCUUGAUCUGUCCCACAAUCGACUGGAAGGCCUGCCAGUUUGGAUCAGCGACUGUUUCUUCCUUGUUCACUUGAAUGCUAGUCAUAACCAGAUCAAGUCUAUACCAGAGCGUCUAUUCUGUGACACCCCUAAACUGAAGGUCCUACAGAUGAGUCACAACAGCCUGCGCGAGCUGCCGUCGGAGAUCGGGAACUCUGUGCUGGAGGAAAUCAGCUUGGAGCACAACCAGAUCUGGCAGCUCCCUCAGGAGUUCUUUGUCAGCCUUCCAAAACUGCGCUACAUCUGCCUGACCAACAAUGCCCUUGAGAUGGUUCCCAAACCAAACGCUACAGGGUACCAGAACAAACUACAAGAGCUGUACCUUUCAGCCAAUCGUCUUGACAAUAACGUGAUCGCAAUCAUCGCCAUGUUCCAAAAGUUGAAAAUCCUGCAUUUGGCGUAUAAUCAAAUCACUGAAAUUCAUGACAGGGAUUUGAGAAAGCUUGAAAGUCUACAAGAGCUGAAUAUUUCCGGAAAUUUUCUCCGCCACUUACCAAAAUGUCUAGGACGCCAUGGAAAGCUGCAGGCUUUAAGGUCCAAUGCCAACCUGAUAAAAGAGUUACCCGACUUCAGAUACUCUCCAAACUUGAAGGUUCUCGAGGUGGGAUCCAAUCGGCUGAUGGAUGUGUCCGUGACUAACCUGAUGGCGUCAAAUGUAAAUCUGCUCGAUAUAUCGGGCAAUCCAGAGAUGCAGGUCAGCUCGACUGAACUACGAGGAAUAAAAACCAAAAAGAAAGUAUGCAUGGUGGACAUAAAGGGUCAGAAUCGCUCCCUACUUGACCUUCGAACUGCGGGCUUCGAUGACCUUGAGAUUCCUUGGCAGAGUGGACUGUCACAAACUUCUGGCAUGAGGAACAAAUUGUCAGUCAGCAUUGUUAAUAGACCAAAAUUCAAUGAAGGCCAGGAAGGAAUGUUUGCUCUCUUUGAUGGAGGUCGAAAUGAUGAGGUCACGAGAAUAUUGGCCAAUCAGAUUACGGCCUUGUUGGAGGAAGAAACAAAGCAUCCAAUCACAUCGCAGGAUUAUCUGAAAUACACCCUCCUUGCUGCUCAUAGGAAGCUGAAAGGGACCGGACAGAAGAUUGGAGCCGCAGCGGCCAUCUGCCACAUUCAGAAACCCUCGUCAGAGACUCCCAGCUACACCCUGACAGUGGCAAAUGUGGGAGACAUUGAGGUGGUCGUGUGUCGACGGGGGGAGGCCGUGGUGAUGAGUCGAUUGUUCACAGUUGAUGCCAACAAAGACGAGAUGGAGCGGAUUUGUAGGACUGGCGGGAUAGUGACGGAGGACAACAAAAUCAAUGGCGUCACACACAACACACGUCUCCUGGGCUCCAGCUACUUGUUCCCGUUCGUUGUUCCAGAACCGCAUGUUAUUAAGACGACACUUCAACCAGACGACACACUUCUGAUCAUCGCAAAUCAAGGUCUCUGGAAGUGCAUGUCAUACCAGGAAACCGUCAACGAAAUCAUCGAUAUACCCGACCCAGUUUUGGCCGCUAAGAAGCUGCAAGAUUUGGCACAGGGUUAUCGAUCGCAAGAAAAUAUCGGUGUGUUGGUUGUUCGCCUCAUGCUGUCGCGAUCAGAACGUGACAGAAUAAAGGGCAAACUUCAAGAACAGUUUGAGCAAGAGCAAAAACUUCUGGUGGAUUUAAAAGUGAGAGAUAUCGAGAGAGAAGAGAUGAAAAGACGAGCAGAGCUUCAGGAGCAGACGGAAAAGAUGCCGAUGGAUAUUGUGAAACUAAAAGGUGCCAAGAAAAGGAAACAACUGGAAAAAGUUUUUAAUGGUAAAGAUGUACCACAUGAUGAAAAUGGCCUUGACAGAGUAACGGUGAAACCAUUGCCUGAUAGUAUUGCCAUACCAAAUGUUGACCCAACGACGAACUGGGAAAUAUUGUUACAGAAGAGGUUAACAGAGGAAGUCAAAGACAAGGAGUUGAUUCAUGCGAUGCGGGCCCAACAUGAAUACGAUCCGUACUUGCCGUCAGUGGAAUCGGAUGACAACUGGUCGACGAGUACCAAACUCAAAGGAGAAUUGAAGGGCAGAAUGGUAACGCUUCCGCCAAAUGAUGACUUUAACAGAUUUUCAAAGCAGCCGCCUCCAACAAGUGUUCAGAGGAGGCAAAUUAUACCAGAAGCGUCACAAAUUUCAACAGAGUCGCUGGAAUUUAAACGGGAGUUGAAGCAUCCGCUCAAUGUUGAUCGGGACGCCGUUUUGUUUCACAAUAUGCAAUUAGAAAGACACAAGCACUUGAACCUGAGCUCAAGGAGCAUUGACUCGAUACAGUCAGAUCCAUCACAUGCAUCCAAUAGGCAGAUUGUGCAGAAAGAGAGAAAGUCAUCGUCACAUAGCAUAGAGGUUCUUUUGCAUGGACCAACAGCCCAGUCAAAGCAACUUUCAUUCGGUGGGUCGCAUAAAUUUGCCAAUGAAGAAAUGAAUGCUCCUGAAAAGAACGUUGAUUCGUGUCCGAUUGACAUUAAUGAAAAAUUACGCAUGUUAGAAGAGAAAGGCUUUCUUUCGAGACAUGCAAAUAGUCCCCAAACAAAAUCUCAAAAUGGCGGACGUAAAAUUUCAAUGGAAGAAAUGGCAGCCACUAGGAAGGAAAGCAAUCAAGAAACUAGACAGGAGAUUCAAAUUGACGAAAAGUCUGGAGAAACAGACGAUUUCGAUUACUUUGAAUUGCUCGACGAUUACGAGACAAUUGAAGCAAUAAGUGAGGAUGUUGACAAAGAAGUCGGUCUUACAAGCCCUGAAACUCAUGAUGUUCCAAAUAAAAAGAAAGCUGGAGAAAGAAUUCCCAUAUUUGAAGAUUUUGUUCAAAAUGGAGAUCAUUCAGAUGCGCUUUAUGCAAAAAUAAGAAAAGAGAAGAAACCUACUACUGUUGAUAGAACAGAGUUAACACAAUCUGUGACGAGAGAAAACACAAAAAUAUCGGACUCUGAUACGUAUAAAAACCAAAUGCAAAAGGACUUAUCAAAAAAGGGAACCAACCAUGACACAAAUAGAAAACCCAACAAUAAUGAUUUUCAUCGCCAGUUAAAAGAAGCCGAUAAAGUGGUAAUGCCUCAUUCACAAAAAGCAAAACAUGCGGCACACCCACCGUCACCUCCUCCAAAGCAAAGAGAAGAAAUUGCCAAUAAAAACUGUGAUACAAGUAAUUCAGUUUCCUCUGUUGCCAAUGUUCGGUCUAUAACACCUAGAGCAGGUAUAACGAAAUUAAAUGUGAAUGUAUCUAAUGUUGCUUCAGAACGUGGACAAGAAACAGUUUUUAAUAAAACUGAAAAUUUUAAAACUGCUAUAAAUCCUGCACUGUCAAUACAGACAAACUCUAACUCAAGCAACAAACAUCAAGAAGUUUGGAAUAAUGAAAAAACAACUAACGGUACUUCCAAUUUGGAAACGGAUGGCAAAGGUGAGACUAUUGCCCCUCCACUUCCACCAAGGGUGCCUUUGAAACCAAACACAACAGUGCAAUCGGACAUUAACUCAAACUCCAUCAAAAGCCUUGAGGACUUGAUCAUGUACAAUCGUCAACACCAACAGCAACAAAAAAUGAGUUACAAGGUCAUACCAAAGGAAGCACCAGAACCUCCGCCAAAAAAAGUACUGGAAUCUACAAUGGUUACCAAAACUGCCAGCCAAAGAAGUAUUAUCAUCACUUACUUGUAGCUUGUAGCCUCUUUGUAAUGUUUUGGUCACCUGUGUCCGUCGUUUGUUGUCGGUCUUGCAUUGUUAAUAUUUGCCGUGUCAACACAAACUAUGGUAAAAUUUUAAAACAUCAUGUGAACACUGUAGAGGUAAGAAACAGUGAUCAACUUUCAUGAAACGUUUUCAAAACAUUUUCCCCAAUAAUAGCAUGACCAAUUUUUUAAAUGGGUUACAUUCGGGAAAAUCUAGGUUAAUCGGAAAAUAAUAAAACACUUGUGAAAACAGGCUGUCAUGUUUAUCUAUCAAUGUCUAUCAAUGUUCUUGAAACAUGCUGAGAACUUUGUCCCAAUUAUUUAUCGGCCGCGUCAAACUGUAUCACGUAGUGUCAAAUUGUGAAAACUCUAUACACCACAUUGAUUACCUAAUCUUCGAAACGGGAUCACUAAAGUCUUGUUGUCAAAAAUUGGUCACUUGGUUAAAUUGAAGAAAAGCUUGUGACCACUCUAGAAGUCACAUGUGUUUAUGCAGUUUCAUAAAACUUUCUGAGAACAAUGUUCCUACUGAUUUCCUCGACGAAUGAGACAUGGGUCCUGUCCAUUAGAAACCCUGGCCGCCAUGAGGCAGUCAGUUUUCCUUAUGUGAUCAUAGUCAAACCAUUGUCUGACCCACUCAUCUUCAUACUUGCUCAGAUCAUUCAAAAAUUUAUAUACCUGAGUUGAGUUUAACCCUUUGCAUGCUGGGAAAGUUGUCGUCUGCUAAAAUGUCGUGUGCAGAAUUUCUAAAAUUAGCAUUUUCUUCGAUUUUUUCCAAGAAUACUAUCAGAAUAGCAAACAGUUUGGAUCUUGGAUCCAAACUGUUUGCAAAGUCCUUCAAAAUUCGGUUCCAGCACUGAAAGAGUUAAAAAUGAGUGUGGUUCGUUCAGAAACAUUACUGACAGAUGUCUUUGUAUCUUUCCUGAUAUGCCGUGAAACCUUGUGAACAGUACGUGCUCAGAACUGUAAAGUUUAUUGGGUUUACACGUGAGUGCCUAACGGCUUUUGAUGUUCUUGUUAGGUGUUGCAAUAUUGUAUCUAUGCAAGAAGAUUGCUUUAUUUUCCUUAUAAGUCUUUUGUGAAACAUUGUUAACAAUACCUGCUCAGAACGUUUACAGAUAAGUGCCUUAAGGAAUUUGGUGCUAUAGUUAGGUGUGGCAAUAUUGUUUCUAUACCAAUAUAUUCAUCAGUACGUCAGUUCAGAAUAUGUAAAGCAUUCUUUGCAGGUGUAUGUACAUACAUGCAAAAUACUUCUUGCGUGUACAAACACUGUGUUAAGUAGUUGUGUUAUUUUUUAUGUACUAUUUUAUUAAAGACAUGGUUGUUUAUUUUUGUACUGCCUUUGUUAUACGUUUGAUUUUAGCGUCAUCUUUUGAACUUAAACAACGUUUAUUUCUAGCAGUAUCUUGUAAUUUGUAACCUGCACAAUUGUAUGUCUAAGUGGAUUUCUGUGAUAACCUUUUUGUAAUGCCAGAUAUAAUUUAACCUUAUUUACUUUUUACUUAAAUUUUAUUUGACUUUCAUCGUUCGUUUUAUACUAAUAAGAUAACCAGAUACACACGUAGAUAGUUUGUUUUUGACAACAUUAGAUGAUUAAAUACAUGUACAGUAGUAAAUGUUAUGUUUUUGUAAACUUUUUCCUACUAUAAAAUACUGUAUCAAUGUUCUCGAUGUGAAUACUUGUAACAUAUUAAUUAUAUCAGAGAAUCCAUCAUUUCACUUAAAAUAAUAUUUCAUAAUAUAAAACUUGUUUAUAUGUUUGUUUUAUUUUAUUGAAAAAUGAAUUCUUUUUUAACAUAUUGUAUUUUACCAAAGUGAUUUUAUAUACGUGUAUGUUUUGUUUUACAUUGUUUUAAAUUAAUAAAUGUACCAAUAUUACUAUACCCAUAAUAUAACAUCAUAUGUUUGAUAUUUUUCUAUGUGAAGUCAUUGAGGGAUUGUUUUCAUGUUACAGCAAACAUUUGCUUUCAAAAAAAGGCGAAAGCACACGUACUUGUACCAAGGCUGGUUUGGAAACAUUAUGAAAUAAUAAUUGUUUCUGUUUGAAUUCAUUUUUUAAAGAGUUUCAAACUUAGAAUUUAAUGUGCGAGCUAGCUUUUAGUUAAUGCUUUACUGUAGUUUAUAGGGAAGUACAAGUGAUUUAAAAGCAACAAUUCAAUGUUUAAAACAGUGAAAAAAUAACAUUUAAAGUGUCUAUAAAUUUCACUCAUUGUUUUGAUUGUAAAUAGGCAGUUUUAAAAGCAGUAUAUACAUUAUUUAUUUUAUGCUUUCCGGUGGUUUGUAGAGAAAUAUCAGUGAAAUAAAACUGGUAUUUCACUGUUUUAAACAGUGAAAAAUAACAGUGAAAAAUAACGAUAUUUUUCACUGUUUUACUGUGAAAUGACGUCCUUUUAUUCGACGAAAUGACAUCAUAAAUUCGGCGAAAUUAUCCAGUUGAACGCUUUUAUUAUGAAAAAAGCAUAAAAUAAAAAGAAAAUUUGUUGGAUUCGAUGGAAUAUCGAUUUUAAUUCACUUGUGAUCAUAAAAAAUACAUAUUUUCACGAGUGGCGCACGUGAAAAUAUUAUUGUAUAUGAUCUUUCGUGAAAUAAAAUCGAUGUUCCAUCGAAUCCAACAAAUAUCCUCUAUUUAAUUUUUUGGUUUUUGGUAUAUAAUUGAUUUUUAUUCUCUGAAGUUCGCAGAAAAUACAUAAUUCCACUCGUGAGAUACUGACUUCUCUGAUCACACGUGAAUAACAAUUGAUAAUCAACAGAAACUAACAAAUAUUCCUUUAAAUACCUUGUAUAAGCCUGUACUGGUAAAUAAAGUCAUCAGUUUCAAAAUAAAAAAAACAAUAUGUGUCUUUAAAAAUUUAAAGAUAUAUUAUUUUACUGACAGUCACUUUUGCAUAAUUAUUUUAAUGUUUUUUUAUAAGUAUUCUUCAAUUAAAUCUUCCUUACUUAUCAAUAGGUUGUUGUUGUUUUUUGGAAAAGUGUGCAUUAGAAAACUUACUGUGUAUCGUAUUUGGAAAUAACGCUGUAGUUGACUACUUUUUAAUUGCUCUAAAACUUGUCUGAUCAAAAAGCGUGUACUUCGAUUUCUUGCAAAAAAUGAUAUUCAUUUGUAUAAUCAUUUCGACAAUAUUGAUUGACAGAACAUUCUAUAAAUAUAAAAGGUAAAAAUUAAAACUGAGUGCUUAAAUAAAAAUGGAUAAUAAUGUAAUAUGUUAAUAUGUAAUAUGUUAAUAUGUUAAUGUGUUAAUAUGUAAUAUGUUAAUAUGUUUAUAAUGUAAUUUGUUUUAAUGUAAUAAGUAGCUUUUAUUUUAAUGGUAACAUUGACAAAUCAGCUAAAGCCAUUUUUAAACAUUUGAACUUAAGUGUGAAUGUGUAUGUAUUUUAGUAACUUACUUAUUAAGACACAUGUUAAAUCAUGUUUUAUGUUGUUGUUUAAAUGUGGCAAUUAUCUUAAAUAUGAAUUAAUACUGGCUAUUAUAUUCAGAACAUAUUGUGCAAUAUUCAAUACUGUUAUAUGCAACGUGAAUAAAUAUUGAUAUAUUGAAA